Acanthochromis polyacanthus (spiny chromis) is the source of this 2561-nucleotide messenger RNA. RefSeq lists its product as uncharacterized. Lineage: Eukaryota; Metazoa; Chordata; Actinopteri; Pomacentridae. The record is from RefSeq and is a predicted model, not a curated record. The transcript has 12 exons. Bases 228 to 2561 code for a protein of 777 amino acids.
UUGGUUCCACCUUGCCAGCCGGACGGUUCUGGCAAGAGCGGCAGGCGCGUGCAAACCUUAUUGCACGCCGUGGCACCGGUUACCGCCACAAGGUUUUAAAAUGGCCAACUUCACCCUUUACUGGGCGCAACCACAAGUUGGUCAUUCCUCCUGAGCGCGCUGGAAAGAAGUUCAUUCUUAUUGUCGGGGACUCCCAUCUACGUGCUCUUGUAGAUGGCUUUAUUCGGAUGCCAGAGUCUCGGCUGAGCUUUGGCUUCCUGUCGAUCCCGGGGGCGUCUGCUUCGGAAAUUCGCACUGAGGUUCUGCAUGCUGCAGUUCCUCGUGCACCUGAUGCCGUCUGCGUCAUGGCCCCUGGCAACAACCUGACCAGCACCACUGUUGAGAAGGCCGGUGUGGAUUUUGCCAAUCUCCUCACCACUUGUGCAAACCGCUGGUCCAAGGUUUAUGUGGUCGACUUUCCUCCCCGCCUGGUCGUUGACGUCCAACACCAGGACCUGCUUCGCCAGGAAUACAGACGUGUGGCUGCUCGUAUGGGUGUAAAGUUCUUCAACGCUGCAGAGCACUUCCCCCUGAGUGAUUUGGUGCUGUGGAGCAAGGAUGGUGUCCAUCUGAGUGAUCGUGAGGGGAUGGGGAUCCUCGUCCAGUUGUUCUGGUCCGCUGCCAGCGAGCAACUGCUGACACCACCUCCUUCGCCCAGGAUCUCUCCUCAGCCUCCAGUUCGGAAAGCUACAGUGAGAGAGAGAUCCCCUGCUCCACCCAGCCCAAAACCCCGUGAACGGAGGAAUAUUGGUCAGGGCGGCAAGACGAGCCAUCCUCGGGAACCUCCCCGGUCCAGAGGUUCACCAAAGCCCAGGAUGGCUCAACAGCAGGUGGAGGAGAGCUUUCUUCCGCUGAACCCCGUCUGGUUCAGCAGCACAGCCCUAAGUGCCAUGGAGAAAGUGUCUCCCUCACAUAUGUCUUGCCUGGCGGAUUUCAACGCCAUGGAGAAAGUGUCUCCCUCCCAUACGUCUUGCCUGGCGGAUUUCAAGGCUUCUCCUAAGCCAAAGAAGCUGUUUGACUCACCCCCGGCCAGAUUGUCCUGCAGUUGGGGCAAGACAGAAACCCCUGUUUGUUCUCCCAUUGCAAAGAUGGCCAAGAUGAUGACCCCCUCACCGAAUAGACAGGGCUGGACAGCUGAUGAUGCGGGCUGCAAGCCUCCUUCUGCUGAGAAGAUGACCCGAACACUGACUCCAUCACAAACCAAGUGGCCCUGGUUCAUGACAGCUGCAUCCAGCUCAGCUGAUGCACCAACAGACAAUGAUAAAACCAGGAGCGAGAGUCGCCGUGUGGAGUCAGUCCGGGCCAGUCAUUCUCAGAAUGAUAAGAGGUAUAAAGUAUUUUCCCGCAACCAUCAGUGUUCCUGUAAUGCGUUGACAUUUCUGGCAUACCACACUGAGGGCUGUCAGUUCACCAGGACUACACUCGAUAGAGUCCUGGCUCAGGGAGACACGCUGUAUGUCGGAGUCAAACAGCAGUUGAUUCGCGACAAGACCUUCCAGAGCAAUCACCUGACAGUCGAGGAGAUGCCAAAACAAGUCCUCACAGACGGACAUUUGUAUAAUGUCAACAUGCGUGACAUCAGGUGUGGCUUUUUGAAAACUAAAAUCUCAAGCCCUGGAAGACGGCAGUGGUGGCUUCCGCUUGCCACCCAGCUGGAGUCUCUUUCUGCAGAGGUUUAUCAGGCUUUAAUCAUCAUUUCACCCGAGGUUAUUGCUGUUUUCCGUGAUCAGUCCGGGAGGUAUGGAGUGUUUGAUUCCCACUCCAGAGACUCGAGAGGAUUACCCUCUCAUUCCGGUAAGGCGAUCGUCAUGACUUUCGCGGAACUCAGUGACCUGGCUAACCACCUGCACACACUCUUUAGAGACCGUGGAGACUCUGCAAGUUACGAGUUUGUCCCGGUUUCUUUUCAGACUGACAGCCCCAGUGAAAAUCGUCAACGAUCCCCAGAAACUGAGGUUCAAGACAAAGUGUCUGAACCUGCUCUCCUCGCAUUGCAGGCAGACAGUGGGACGGCUGUCAAAAUUGAGGACGUUAAAGGUUCCUCAGCUGUCCCACAAGCAAUAAAGCUCUCUAAAUUCAGCAAAGAUCGGAGGCAAAAAGCCAAGAGGAGAGCAUGUGACAAAAAGGAACAAACAAAAGAAAAAAUUGUGAAAAAAACCUGUGAAAGAAUCAGGUAUGCCAGCUGUGCCGAAUUUCGCAGGAAAAAAAUUCAGGCACAGAGUAAGUGUAUGCAAAAGAACCGUGAACAACGGCUUUUGUCUUCUAAAAAAUACUAUUCAAAGUUCCAUGUCAAAAUGCGAGACCAAUUAAAAAACAAAUACAUGACAGAUUCUGCUUUUCGGAGCAGGAAAAAAAAUUAUGCUGUCAAGAGGUACAGCACGGAUCCUGCCAUUCUGAACUGGCAGAAAAAUUAUCUUGUCAAGCGGUACAGCACGGAUUCUGCCUUUCGGAACAGGCAGAAAAAGUAUGCUAUCCACAAUGCUCACUUCAGUCAUGGCAGCGGCAAUAGCGGCAUUCCGUGA